Messenger RNA from Paramecium octaurelia, 913 nucleotides. NCBI's taxonomy places the organism in Eukaryota, Ciliophora, Oligohymenophorea, Peniculida, Parameciidae. The record is from the annotation of a GenBank genome assembly.
AGGAAUAAUUAUGAGGGAAUAGGCGAAAAAGAUUAAUAAUAGCUUGUAUAGAGAUCUAUUAGAUUAUUCGGAUCAAGAAUUAAGGAAAAACCCAUAAAAUACUUUAAUUUUAAUUACAAAAAGUAAUUGAAACAUUAAUUUACAUAGGCUAUGCAUUAAGGGAAGAUAAGUAAUUUCAAUAGGCUAUUGAGUUAUGCGAAACUGUUUUGAGAGAUGAUCCUUAACAUCUACAUGCUUUGUAUAGAAGAAGUAAUCCUUUUAUAUUACAAAAUAGGCUUGUCUUUAGAUGAUUUGAAACAAUAUUCAAAAGCAAUUGUGUGUAUUGAAGAAGCUCUAAAAAUUAAUCCAUAGUAUAGUAUUGGUUAUUUUACGAAGGGUAUUAUUAUUUGUUAAAAAUUUUAGGUUACUCCUUAGGAUUGGAAGGUAAAUAUCAAGAUGAAAUUCUUUGUUAUGAUAAAGCAAUCCAAUUAGAUCCAAAUUUUGCGAUGGCCAUUAAUAAUAAAGGUUUGUAAAAUUCUUAAUUGUAUUAGGUAAUUCCUUACGUAAUCUUAACAAAUAUAAAGAUGCAAUUGCUUACUAUGAUAAAGCAAUCCAAUUAGAUCCAACUAAUGCAAAUGCUUAUUUUAAUAAAGGUUUGUAAAUUUCUUGAUUGUAAUAGGUAAUUCCUUAAAUAAUCUUAACAAAUAUAACGAUGCAAUUGCUUACUAUGAUAAAGCAAUCCAAUUAGAUCCAACUUAUGCAAAUGCUUAUUUUAAUAAAGGUUUGAAAUACCCUGAUUGUAUUAGGGGAAGUAUUAUAAAAAAUCAAGAAUUACUCUUUAUCUCUAAAUACUUAUGAACAAGCAAUCUUAUAUUGCCAAUAAGAUUAGGAGAAAUUUAAAUGUCUAAUUGCUGAAUUAAAAAGUAAAAAAUGA